Exophiala viscosa is the source of this 1769-nucleotide messenger RNA. RefSeq lists its product as uncharacterized. Gene Ontology annotation, molecular function: ubiquitin conjugating enzyme binding; ubiquitin protein ligase activity; zinc ion binding. Gene Ontology annotation, cellular component: cytoplasm; ubiquitin ligase complex. The coding region runs from base 103 to 1368 and encodes 421 amino acids. NCBI's taxonomy places the organism in Eukaryota, Fungi, Ascomycota, Eurotiomycetes, Chaetothyriales, Herpotrichiellaceae. The record is from RefSeq and is a predicted model, not a curated record. Gene Ontology annotation, biological process: ubiquitin-dependent protein catabolic process; protein polyubiquitination; positive regulation of proteasomal ubiquitin-dependent protein catabolic process. The transcript is spliced from 2 exons.
AUCGCUCAAAGAGCUGAGAAGGGUCGGACAGUGAAUCUGGUCAACCACGUAUUCCCCUCACAUUCCAGUCAUCCGAGAUCAUGCUGACGCGGAACAGGAGUCAUGGACGCAGGAGAGUGGGACACCGCUGCUGCCCGAGAUGCUUUUCGCCAGGAGCUCGAAAGCAUCAAUGUUGCCAUUCGCCUUGCUGUAGUACCCGCGACUGCCGCGAUAUUGGAAAAUCAAGCCCUUGUACUUCGCCUGCAGUUGGAAGAGUUGGAUGUACUGGAGAGUCGUCAAGCAUCUCAGCGCAUGCAGCAUAGCAUGUAUCGAGCCAUGCUCGCUGAUCUCCCACUCCUAGCUCCGAACGAUUCAGCAAGCAGAGGAUGUCGUCGCCAAGCUGCGUCUAGCGACACUGCCAUACCAAGCCAUCCAGCCGUCACGGUCAAUCCCGACGGAAGUACACAACUCGAGGAGUACAUUGAUCAGCUCAAAAUUGCCGAGGAGCCGCCCAAGCAAUGCUAUGCAUGUAUGGAAGAAACCCCAAUCAACCAAGGAGUUAUCCUGGAGAACUGUAGUCACUUCUGGUGCCACGAGUGCUUGAGGCGGUGUUUCGACCUGGCCAUCAAAAACGAAGGCGGUCAUCCUGUGCGAUGCUGCGAACAGCUACCGAAGAUUCCAAUGGACAAUCCCGCAAUUGCUUCUGUAUUGGGAUCCAAGAUGAUUACCGACCUGAAGGCGAAAAUCGUGGAGUACGAGACCCCGAAUCGGACCUACUGCCACGAACGAAGCUGCUCGACAUUCAUUCCACCAGACCAAGUCCUAGAGCGCAUGGCGGCAUGCCCGAUCUGCCAAAACAAAACCUGUGCAGAGUGCAAGACACAGUACCACGAGAGUCCAGAUUGCACCGCGGUCCAUGACGAGGCGUUUGACGAAUGGCGGACCAAAAAUCAGGCUGCUACAUGUCCAGGCUGUCACCGUGUCGUUGUCAUUUCUUACGGCUGCAACCACAUGUUGUGUCCAUGCGGGUCUGAGUUCUGCUAUGAAUGCAGUGUUAUUUGGAAAGAGUGCACGUGCGAACGAUGGCACAACGACCGCCUCUUGGAUCGUGCAGCAGAAGUGGCUGAUCGUCUAGCCGACGGCAUGGCGAAUGCGGUGCAGGUCCAACAGGUUGCUGAGGCGCUACGAGCGGAGGGUGGCUGCCGACAUAACAACUGGACGCGAACGGACUUGUUUACGUUUACGUCGAGUACUGCUGCAGAGGUGACCUGCGCAGAUUGUCACUGGCGUGCGGGUGAGUUCUUGUGGCGUUGCGAUCGCUGUGGCAUGCGUGUAUGCUCGCGAUGUCGCGUCGACUACAAAGACUUCGAUGACCACCGGGACUACUAGGGUGUUGGACAGGCUUCACAGGACUGAGGAGUAUCGCAGAAGUGAGAAGAGCUCGAUUGGCACUGCACUUCCUUCACAGAAAUACUGCGAGAGUGAGAAGGGUCCGAGGUACUGACCGCAGAUGGAAAGCAGCAUUGGUGGCUCGUCGGUAAUUUCAAAUCCGUUGGAAACAGGUAUUGAGACAUGAUAUUGGCGCAAAUCAGAAAUCUCACGCCACUCUUCUUGUUGUCUAGGCUUUGGCCCCCUUGAGGCAGGAUAGCAUAUUGGGGUCACAAUUGAUACCAAGACCUGGCUCGUCUUCGAACGCCGAGAUUGUGAAUCGCAUCAGGAUUGAUAGACACGGGUGAAUGAUGGUCACUCAACCCCCAAUGAUCAGGUAACUUCAAACUUUGUGACAUAGA